CUGUACAGUGUAUCACAAUUCUAAACAUGCUUGAGUGAACGAGACCUGAUUAAGAAUGGCUCGUGCGUUCAUAAAAUCGCCAUACUCUGGGAAGAUUUAACGUUGGAAUUCUACUCAAACUAAAUAAGUUAAAUUAUUUUCUUUUUGUUGUAACGGCCACGAGGGAAAAUGUAAGGAGACAACAAUUGACUUUAUCAACAAUGUAGCUGUUGUGUUGGCAAACUGAGACGAGAUGAUUUUCAAAACGCUCGCAGGUAAAACUUCGUUCGUGGGGCUUCGUUUACCGCAGACAUUUCUAUUCUUACUGUUUCUCGGAAGUCUGGGAUUUGGAGCUUUGUUCUUUUUGCCUGAAACAUCUCGUUUGAAACGUAUUUUUCAACAUAAUUCGGACAACUCGGCAGUUAUCACCGAUUCGAUGAAUGGACAAAGUACACAGCCCAGCUCACCCAUUGGGCUCAUUGGAGCCGCUCGGUUCGAUAUUGGAGUGCUACGUAUACAAUCACAACUCUCAUCUUCAAAUGGAAAACAGACAAAUAAUAACAAGGAAAGUCAAGGAACAAUUUCAAUGGAGCAUACGUCUGAAGGUGACGCUGCCGACGACAAGGUGCAUACAAGGGGCGUGGUGGUAUCGAUUCGGGCGCGCUCACCUGUGAGAGUGAAGUUGAGGAAUUGUAUGCUGAAACCGCCAUAUGGCGCAAAUUAUGGAAAACCUAGUGAUCCUGAAUCUCUGCAGCGUCGGGAGAAAGUCAAAGAGAUGAUGAAGUUCGCUUGGGACAACUAUAAGCGCUACGCAUGGGGGGAGAAUGAGCUGCGACCACUCUCCAGGAAUGGCAAUGAUGGCAGGACAUUUGGUGGGUUAAGAGGUGCCUCUAUCGUGGACUCUCUUGAUACCCUCUACAUUAUGGGGCUUGGUGAAGAGUACCAGGAGGCCAAGGAGUGGGUGGAGAACAACCUGAACCUCAAUGUAGGUGGAGAGGCGUCUCUGUUUGAAGUGAAUAUCCGCUACGUGGGUGGCCUGCUGUCUGCCUACUACCUAACAGGAGAGGAGGUGUUUAAAAGGAAAGUGGUGGAGCUGGGGAAAAAUCUGUUACCUGCCUUCAACACUCCCACAGGCAUACCACAUGGAGUUGUCAACCUGGCCAGUGAUUCCAAGAGGUGGUCCGGAGGGGAUUUGGGGAGGAGCAGUGUUCUAGCAGAGUUUGGAACCCUGCAUCUGGAGUUUGUUCAUCUGUCAGAACUCACCAAUGAUCCCAUUUAUACCGAGAAGGUUAUGAAUAUUAGGAAACACCUGAACCAGCUGGACAAGCCACGUGGCCUCUACCCAAACGCUCUCAACCCAGUCAGUGGGAAUUGGGAACAGCAUUAUGUCUCCAUUGGGGCCCUUGGUGACAGUUUCUACGAGUAUCUAAUAAAAUCCUACCUGAUGUCAGACAGGACAGAUGAAGUUGCCAAAAGAAUGUACUAUGCUGCACUGGAGGCCAUAGAGAAUAACCUAGUCCAGAGGUCUCCUGGGGGGCUGAUCUACGUGGCUGAGUGGAGAGGGGGUAUCCUGGAUCACAGGAUGGGUCACCUGGCCUGCUUCUCUGGAGGGAUGAUCGGGAUCGGGGCUGAACACGGCAGUCCAGAGACUAGGCAGCACCAACUGGACCUGGCUGCUAACAUCACCCAUACCUGCCACGAGUCCUACAGGCGUACACCCACUAAGCUGGGCCCAGAGGUGUUCCGGUUUGAUGAUGGAGCGGAGGCCACAGCACCCAGAGUAAACGAAAGGCAUUACAUCCUGAGGCCAGAGGUCGUGGAGAGCUACAUGUACAUGUGGAGACUGACCCAUGACCCCAAGUACAGAGAGUGGGGCUGGGAGGCUCUGGAGGCUCUGGAGCAACACUGUCGACUUGCCACAGGGUUCUCUGGUAUCAUUGAUGUCUACGGCCAUAUAAUCCAACACGACAACUUACAGCAGAGUUUCUUUCUGGCAGAAACACUCAAGUAUCUGUACCUGCUGUUCUCUGACGACGAUCUCCUGCCUCUGAAGGACUGGGUGUUUAACACAGAAGCACACCCUCUACCUGUCAUCCCCAGGAACUGCUCUCAGGAGAAAGGACACAGACCCAAUUGGACUCAUUGACAGGCUUAUAGGGCUCCUUUGAAAUGGAUCAUAUAUGGUGUAUGUUCAUUGUCGGGCUUAGCUCCAGUGUUUGGCCCAAACAUUUUGCCUUUAUGUUUUCAUCUCUGAGGCCUGGCCUCAAAAAGCCCUAAGAAAUUAUUGGGGGCCCCCUUUCUGGCCCUAGUCACUUUGAUUAAACUGCAUGAGAUGGAUGGUCAGUGAGACACAUAUCUCUGUGGAUACUGUUGAACUGAUUUUGUCUUCAAUGUGAAAGCUGUUGUUGUUUCUGUGAAUCAUCAGAAACCAACAAUGAGUAUAUACAGUGCGUUGCGAAAGUAUUCGGCCCCCUUGAACUUUGCGACCUUUUGCCACAUUUCAGGCUUCAAACAUAAA
Molecule: messenger RNA, 2497 nt
Organism: Oncorhynchus tshawytscha (Chinook salmon)
Lineage: Eukaryota; Metazoa; Chordata; Actinopteri; Salmoniformes; Salmonidae
Product: mannosyl-oligosaccharide 1,2-alpha-mannosidase IA
Exons: 12
Coding region: 233-2125 (630 amino acids)
Biological process (GO): N-glycan processing; carbohydrate metabolic process
Cellular component (GO): extracellular exosome; Golgi membrane; endoplasmic reticulum
Molecular function (GO): calcium ion binding; mannosyl-oligosaccharide 1,2-alpha-mannosidase activity
Source: RefSeq, a predicted model, not a curated record